AUGGAUUCGUUUAGUGAGAAUUCUGAGAAUAGCAUUUUGGUAUUUAUCGCUGAUGGAAGGUUUCAUCUUGAGGCGAUCAUGAUAGCUAAUCCUGAGAUUAAGGCUUUUAGGUAUGACCCUUACAUUGGGAAGUUGUUUCUGGAAGAGUAUGAUCACUUGGGAAUGAAGGAAUCUAGGAAGCAAGGGAACCCUAAGAUUCUGGAGAGAUUGGAAAAGAAUAUGAAGGAAAAAGGGUUCCUUUACACUGUUUUCUUGAUGUCUGAGAUUAGCCCUGCAAGGAUUGCAUUGUUUGAGGACUCUGUGGAUGCUUGGAUUCAGAUUGUUCAUCCUCGGUUAUCGAUUGAUUGGAGUGAUACUUUUGGGAAACCAGUGCUCAAUCCCUUUGAGGCAGAGAUCACAUUUGGGGUGAUACUUGGCUGGUGGGAGAAGAAGAAAAAUGUGUUGGUGGCAAAGGUGCAGGAAGGUUGUGAAGAUGGUGGUGUAAGUUGCCAGAAGAGUGGUGAUUCUUCCUGUGAGUGUAGCUGUGGAGAAGAUGAUAAUGGAAAUCGAAAGAGCGAUUUUGGUGGUGAAUAUCCAAUAGACUAUUAUUCUCAUGAUGGUGGGGAGUGGAAUUCCUCUUAUGUGAAGAAGUCCUCUCGUCCUGUAAGGAGAAUUUCUGUAUCUUUGGUUGCUACUAGUGCUAUUUAUCAGCAGUUUUAA
This is a messenger RNA of Arachis duranensis, 699 nucleotides long. RefSeq lists its product as uncharacterized. NCBI's taxonomy places the organism in Eukaryota, Viridiplantae, Streptophyta, Magnoliopsida, Fabales, Fabaceae. Gene Ontology annotation, molecular function: 2-(3-amino-3-carboxypropyl)histidine synthase activity. The coding region runs from base 1 to 699 and encodes 232 amino acids. The transcript has 2 exons. Gene Ontology annotation, biological process: protein histidyl modification to diphthamide. The record is from RefSeq and is a predicted model, not a curated record.